Messenger RNA from Sardina pilchardus (European sardine), 1515 nucleotides. It is a transcript of the gene gabrb4, whose product is annotated as gamma-aminobutyric acid type A receptor subunit beta4. Gene Ontology annotation, cellular component: synapse; neuron projection; plasma membrane. The transcript is spliced from 11 exons. Gene Ontology annotation, biological process: chloride transmembrane transport; chemical synaptic transmission; regulation of membrane potential. The coding region runs from base 1 to 1515 and encodes 504 amino acids. NCBI's taxonomy places the organism in Eukaryota, Metazoa, Chordata, Actinopteri, Clupeiformes, Clupeidae. The record is from RefSeq and is a predicted model, not a curated record. Gene Ontology annotation, molecular function: chloride channel activity; neurotransmitter receptor activity; GABA-A receptor activity.
AUGCUGGGUCUUCAAGAAGAUAAAUUAUGUGGAAUUAUUUCUGCUCUGGCAGCUUUGUCCUUUGUCUGCUUCGCACAAAGCCCCAAUGAAAAGACCGGAAUAUCUGUGGCAAAGAGGACAGUGGACAAAUUGCUGAAGGGUUAUGACAUCCGCCUAAGACCAGAUUUUGGAGGUCCUCCGGUUGUUGUAGGAAUGAGCAUCAAUAUUGCCAGUAUUGACUCUAUCUCAGAAGUCAACAUGGAUUACACCAUCACAAUGUAUUUUCAACAAAGUUGGCGAGAUAAGCGACUUGCCUAUACAGAGAUGGAACUUAACUUGACUUUGGAUAACCGUGUGGCAGACCAACUUUGGCUCCCUGACACCUAUUUCCUCAAUGACAAGAAGUCUUUUCUCCAUGGGGUGACCGUAAAGAAUCGUAUGAUACGUCUCCAUCCAGAUGGUACCGUUUUGUAUGGCCUAAGAAUAACAACCACUGCUGCAUGUAUGAUGGAUUUAAGGAGAUACCCUCUUGAUGAACAGAACUGCACCUUGGAGAUUGAAAGCUACGGAUACACUACCGAUGAUAUCGUGUUCUUCUGGCAAGGAGAUAACGCUGUAACAGGGGUGGAUAAGUUGGAGCUCCCGCAGUUCUCCAUCAUGGAAUUACGGCUGGUUUCCCGAGAGGUGAAGUUCACCACGGGUUCUUAUCCCAGGCUCUCCCUGAGUUUCAGGAUCAAGAGGAACAUUGGCUACUUCAUCCUGCAGACAUACAUGCCCUCCAUCCUGAUUACCAUCCUUUCGUGGGUCUCCUUCUGGAUCAAUUAUGAUGCGUCCGCUGCUCGUGUGGCCCUAGGUGUUACUACGGUGCUCACCAUGACAACCAUCAACACCCACCUGCGGGAGACACUUCCAAAGAUCCCAUAUGUGAAAGCCAUCGACGUCUACCUCAUGGGCUGCUUUGUCUUUGUAUUCCUGGCACUUCUUGAGUACGCUUUUGUGAACUACGUCUUCUUUGGCCGAGGUCCUCAGACACAGAAGAAGAUCCAUGAACGGAUCAAUAAAGCCAACAACGAGCGUCCACGCUACGAGGACAAGCGCAUGAGAGACCAGGUACAUAAGCAGCAAUGUCUUUCAAUCUCUGUUGAAAAUGUCUGGACUGGAGAGCAUCAUGUGCAAGGAGUUGACGCAUAUGGAAAUAUUCUUCUCACCACUCUUGAUAUGAACAACGAGGUGAUGCCAUCAGAUGUAGGGAGUAGCAUAGGCGACUCCCGCAACUCUGUCCUGUCCUUCGAGAGUACUGGUGGUGUGCAGUUUCGCAAGCCCAUGGCUUCCAGGGAUGGAUACAGUCACCAUUCAUUGGAUCGUACAGCCAUGCGGAGCCGAGCUAAUUGUCGACUACGCAGGCGCUCAUCGAAGCUGAAGCUCAAAAUCCCAAACCUGGCGGAUGUCAGCACGAUUGAUAAGUGGUCCCGGGUAAUAUUUCCCAUCACCUUUGGAUUCUUCAACCUAAUCUAUUGGUUGUACUAUGUGAAUUGA